Messenger RNA from Hyaloscypha bicolor E, 487 nucleotides. RefSeq lists its product as uncharacterized. Lineage: Eukaryota; Fungi; Ascomycota; Leotiomycetes; Helotiales; Hyaloscyphaceae. The record is from RefSeq and is a predicted model, not a curated record. The transcript is spliced from 3 exons. The coding region runs from base 110 to 361 and encodes 83 amino acids.
UCUCCCAUGAGCGUCUCCGUUUCUCGUGCACCCGAAAAGCUGUCGAGGCUCUCCUUCGCACUCCGGUCAAUCCUCUUGACAAACCUAAGCCUGCAUGUUCAAACGAUCAAUGCUCUCCACCGACUCUACCAUAGCCCUCGCAGUCGGCCUCGGUGGCCUGCUCGUCUCCACCAUCGGUACAAUCGUCGGGUACAUGAGCUACAAAUCCAUGAAAGCAGGGCCACGACACUUCUCGGCUGGCGGAUAUAUUGGAGGUGUGUCGAGAGUACCCUCUAUGCCACCCAAGGCACACCUCUCUUGGCCACGAGACUCGUUCACUGAGUUGGGAUAUCAGGAAGGGUAUCGAGAUCGCCGGGUUUGAAGGCGUCAUAUAUGGUCGAAUGUCAAACCGAGACCUGGGCGUGACUGUAAACAUUUGUGAAAAAGAAUUUCCUCUGCAUUAACUCCCAGCCUGGCUGGAUCAGCCCUCCAUCGAGACUGAAGUCUG